UUGAAAGAUGGCGGCUUGCAUACUCACAUGUUGACAUUUUUGGGGGUUUGUUUUGGUCGAAAAGCCUAUGAAUUGAUCGUAUCACCAUGAAACUUCUCAAACCAACGUGGGUGAAUCAUGAUGACAAACCAAUUUUUGGCAUAGACAUUCAUCCCGAUGGAUCUCGAUUUGCCACAGGCGGGCAGGGGGAAGAUUCAGGUCGAGUCAUCAUUUGGAACAUGGCCCCUGUCCGUAAGGAAGAAGACGAAAAGAACGAAAACGUUCCCAAGAUUCUCUGCGAGAUGGACAACCACCUUGCAUGCGUAAACUGUGUGCGGUGGUCCAACAAUGGGUAUUACUUGGCCUCCGGUGCUGACGAUCGGCUCGUCAUGGUGUGGCAGAUGAUAAGCUAUGGGGGCGCAUCGCGGGCAUUUGGGUCGGGAAAGAGCAACAUCGAACAGUGGAAGUGCGCUCACACUUUGAGGUCACACACAGGAGAUGUUCUCGAUCUUGCCUGGUCCCCUCACGAUGCUUGGCUGGCGUCCUGCAGCAUCGACAACACCAUUGUCAUAUGGAAUGCGCUCAAGUUUCCAGAGGUCAUAUCAGUACUCAGCGGGCACUCAGGAUUGGUCAAAGGUGUCACAUGGGACCCUGUCGGAAAGUACAUAGCGUCGCAGUCUGACGAUAAGAGUCUUCGGAUUUGGAGAACAAUGGACUGGAAAGAAGAGACUUCGAUCUUUAAGCCGUUUGAAGAGUGUGGGGGCACAACGCACAUCCUCAGACUUAGCUGGUCCCCCGACGGUGCUUACGUCGUGUCUGCCCACGCGAUGAACAACAGGGGACCGACAGCUCAAAUCAUCGACCGGGACGGCUGGAAGGCCAACAUGGACUUUGUCGGACAUCGGAAAGCAGUCACAUGCGUUAGAUUUAAUUCCAACAUCUUUACAAGACAGAUCAAGAAAGGCAAUCACACAAGGCAUCAGCCAUACACAUGUUGUGCCAUCGGUAGUCGAGAUAGGACGGUGUCCAUAUGGUUGACAGCAUUAAAGCGCCCUCUGGUGGUAGUCCACGAUGUCUUCAACAACUCCAUCAUGGAUCUUGCCUGGAGCCAAUCAGGGGAUGAGUUGUUGGCAUGCUCUGUUGAUGGCACCAUCUGUUACUUCCAGUUCAGCUGCGAGGAAGUUGGCAAUCAGCUCACAAAUGACGAAAAGGUCAACCUCCAUGAGAAGGUCUACGGAAAGAGCCUCCUGUCUUCUGGCUCUGCCAACCUCGCCGGCCGGAUCAUCGAGAACCCCGACAUGCUGAAACUUCAGCAGCAGCAGAAGGAACUUCGGGAGAAGCAGGCGGCCAAGCUGAAGAGGAUGGCCACGCCCACCAAGCCUGUCGUCCAGGUGCCCGUCGUCGAGGGCCAGCCACUGGACGUGAAGAGUCAACAGAUUGAAACCAGAACUGCGGACGGUAGGCGGAGGAUCACGCCGCUGUACAUCGCUCCUCAACAGGCCACCUUUGGAGUGGCCCCCAAGCCGUUUCCUAGCGCCAGCCAGAGUUUGUUCACCAGCCCCACGUCGGCCAGCCAGCAGGGCCAGACGACAAGUAAUGUAUUCAGCGAGGGUCCGAGCAAGGUCACGGUCAAGACGGAGGCCAUGGAGGGGGUCACCAACAUUGACAGCAACAGCGUGCCUAUUUCAGCACUGGACAGUCGGUUCACCCAGAAGCCGGCCAGCGAAGCCCGACUGUCGGAAAAAGCCAAGCAGGCAGACGACGCCCGCCCGCCUGACCCUGCCAAGCCGGCCAGCGAGGCCCGCCUCACCGAAAAAGUGUCGUCACCUGUAGCGGAGGGCUCUGGAGCCUCCCAGCCGGCUGUCACCAACAUCGCUGCCAUGGCGUCUGCCGCAGCGGCAGCGGCGUGUGCCGAAGCCGCCGCAGCUGCCGCAUCAACAACUCUGACCAGCACGGUCACCGCCCCUCCGCGCACCACCCUUUCAACCACUCCCAAGAGGAAAGACAUUAUCCCGGACAAGGCCGUCAUCAAGAAGCCCAGAAGGGAGUACAGGACCCAGGCCAGGAUAGCAGCAGCCGCUGCAGCCGCUGCCGCGGCUGCUGCUGCAGCAAACGCAGCGAGCACAGCACCAGCGGCUACAGUGACAGUCGCAGGCACUGCAGGUGUGAGUGAAGCGACAAGUAGACUAUCAAAGCCUUCGAUUAAGAUCCCUAUUCCACCGACGCCGAAAAACACAGAGUUCAAAAUCCCUCAGCGGAGCGGGUCCAAUGAACCAGAACUGGUGGUGGAACUUGAGAACAAUGUCACCGUUGGGGGGACCACUGUGCACAAACUUCGAGGUAGCAGAGACAGUGAGAUGGUGUGGGAGGCUGUACUGACCAGCCGAGGAAUAAUCGUCACUGGAAACAGUUUUGUCGUGUGCGUGAGCUGCGAGAACCAAACAGUCAACAUGUUCUCCGUGGGAGGUCGGAGGUUAGUCCCGGCCUGUCUGCUGCCCUCUGUGGUCAGCAUACUGCAAUGCAGCAGCCGCUAUGCGAUGGCUAUCACAUCGAUGGGAAUGCUGUAUGUCUGGGACUUGAAGCAGAUGAGAGCCGUGGUUAGGAGAGAGUCGUUACUCCCUAUCAUGAAAGGUGUUGAUCUGAACAUCACCAAUUCACUGAUAACCGAGCAAGGGGUACCAGCUGUCUCGCUGUCUAAUGGCAGGUCAUAUAGCUAUAGUUCAUCCAUGUCAUGUUGGAUGCUACUCAGUCAGCAAGGCGACAUCCUCAGCCAGUGCUCGGACCAUCAGUCCUGCCAGCCUUCCCAGGAUGCACUGCGAGUCUCGGGACCACUGACUAUGCUUCAUGGCCAGUCACUUAGGGCGGGCAGGCAGUCCCGCGGCGUGUUCCAGGCCAACCUCAGCCUGAAGCAAGCCUCGACGAUGAGUUACCUGGAGAAUCAGCUCUCGGCGGCCCAAGCGUUGAAGUCAGCCAAGGAGUAUCGAUUCUGGCUCCUGACCUACGUGAGGUAUCUCGUACAAGAAGAGCAAGAGGUGAGAUUACGCGACAUCUGCGGCGAACUCCUUGGACCAUUCUACCGAGAAGACGCCAAGGAGUCGCUGUGGCAACCCACGGAAACGGGUUUGUCGAAGCACGAUCUCUUAGAGGAAAUUCUCCCCGUCAUCGGUUCCAACCUCAAGAUGCAGAGAUUGUAUGCGGAGUACCAGGAAGAACUCAAAAUCCUCAAAGAGAAGACAUCAUGGCUUGACUGAUUGAUGAAUUCAUCUUGGAUAAUCUAUCCAAAUGUGAAAUAACCACAUCCAAAAAUGCGUCUUUUAAGUUCAAGCUUUUGACAAAAAUCUGUAUUUGUGAAUGAACAUCUGUGUGACAGGGUUGGGCUUAUCGGCCUAAAGUGGCAGUUGUGUUUGAGAAAGGCCAACUGUCAGAAUUUGCAUUUAGUCCAUACCUCAUUUAUUUUGCCCGAGGGCACGUUUGAUCAAGGUCCACUAGUUAACUUGUGGUAGAUUCGUGAUGUACCUAGGUGAAGUUGAAGUGCGAAUGACCCUAGCCAUCCGUUGUCAUAAGGUGGAAGGGGAGAUAAGGUGGUCGCAGGAAGGGCAAAAUAGCCAAAAAAUGAAGUGAAAAUGGUCAUUUACUAGUAACAUACUCUUUGCUGUCAUUUUUCUUAUAACUGAUCCUCUCUGGACUGUGCUAUUGAAAACGGUUGAUGGCAAUUAACGAUGCGACCAACCUCGAUAGACUGGUCGUGAGUGGUUGAUGAGACUAGUCCAACCAUCGUCAACUAGCCUGCAUUCCAUCAGAGUUAGUUGAACUAAGGUUAACUAUGGUCCUUGAUCGAACUUGUCGUAUUCUUCAAUUACUUCAAAUGCUGAACCAUCUGCACACUACACAGGUCAGGAAGAUCAUUUGAACAUGAGCCUGAUCCCACAAAAUGAGUCUUUCAAGGCCGUCUUUUUCAAAUAAUUUUGUUUUAGUUUGCAUUUGGAAGAGUACACCAAGUUCUUUGUUUUGAAGUGUCCCUCACUUUGCCAUCCUGACAGAAAUGGACACUGUGUGGGUGAUACAUGUUGAACGUUUCUGUUGAUUUACAUUUGUCUCUGGUGACCUCCAGACUCAUUUUGUCAGAACUUAAGUCAAGAAGCCCAAACGUAAUCAACAAUGAAUCCAAUCAAACUUCAAAUCACCCUGAGACAUUUUUGGUCUUUGUGACUGAACUCGUUAAAAUUUAGAUUGGUGUUUACAGUGAUUAAAGAAAAAACGUUAUGUAUAUUUUUAUA
Acanthaster planci (crown-of-thorns starfish) is the source of this 4256-nucleotide messenger RNA. It is a transcript of the gene hira, whose product is annotated as histone cell cycle regulator. Gene Ontology annotation, biological process: chromatin remodeling; regulation of DNA-templated transcription; DNA-templated transcription. Lineage: Eukaryota; Metazoa; Echinodermata; Asteroidea; Valvatida; Acanthasteridae. Gene Ontology annotation, cellular component: chromatin; nucleus; HIR complex. Gene Ontology annotation, molecular function: nucleosome binding; protein binding. The record is from RefSeq and is a predicted model, not a curated record.